AUGGCCAUGUACACUGAGCGGUCGCCCCAGAAGGUUAUGUUGAAUUCCCAACGACUAUCUGCGAUGAUUGAUUCAUUAAAUGACUAUAAAGAUGAUGAUGAGCAUAUCCUAAAAUCGUUUAAAUCAACCAGUCCAUAUAAAGAGAUACGUGAGAUUGAGCAACUCGGAACUCCAAAAGCAUGGGAAGCCACAGGGAAAAUGAUGUCGCCCGGCGGCGGCCAAUCAUCCACAACUUCCUUCGACAACAGACACAGCAUGAUAUCGAACUAUUCUGGGGUUGUGCAUGAAGGUGUUGAAGUUUCAUACAUUGUUCAAAAUCAAGGCACAACUCCACCGAGUUUACCAGCAUUGCCUUCCCAGAAGGCACUCGACGAACAGGAAGAAGUGGUGGUUCGGACAAUACCUAAUGCCAAAGCCGUGAGUCGUCUAGACUCAACCGCCUCUACCGAAUCCGCAACCUCAAACUAUUCAGAGAAAACUAAGACGGUAAAAAGUAGUGGAGAUCAAUCUUUGAGACUCUUGCCAGUAAAUAGACGUCAAAUGGCUGCAUCAUCCAUCGGAUCCGGAAAUCUAGCAAGCGAAAGUGGCUCCUCAUACUAUCAGCAUAUCAAAGAUGAAGAGAAGGAUCAAGUGUUGCAAAAGAUAAACUCUGAAGACCUGACAGGAGAUAGUGCAGAAAUACAUAAUAAGAAUGCUACUACUGGGACGGAUAGCAGUGAUAACUAUUCGAUUGCAACUAGUAUUAUCCCGCCUCUCUCAACCAGUGUUCAAGGUAAAGACGAAGGCAGCCUUCCAGUACGCUCGGAGACAAAUUCAUUCAACCCAACGAUUCCUCCCAGAAAUAAAAACAGGCCGAAUUCAAGGCUCUUCAUUCGCGACACACUAGAUGAUAUUGAAAGUCAGCUAAUGGAACAGAUGAAAGAUCCCAUUGCAAUGACGAAGAACUCAGCUGAAAUAACAAGAACGAGUUCUACUACCAAUAAAUCAGACACAUACUUCUCCGCUGCAAGUUUUCAGGAACACGAUGAUCAAGACAUUCAUGAGGACAUGGAAAAUUCGGUACACGUGGAUCCUAAAAAUACAAGUUGUGAAGAUCAAACGUACUUGCAAAGACCGCUGCCUACAGUUCCUGGCGAAUCGGGAUUGGACAGGGAUUCGACUAUUCGUGCAAAAUCUUCGAGUUCUAGAAAAACAACAAAGGAUGAAACAAAGUCAAAUGCUUCUGACUAUGAGGACCAGUUUGAAGAUAUUGAAGAUCCUGACCGAGUAAACAUUGAUCAGCAUUCAAAGAAUCCUCGAGGCCCUUCAAAGAAAAUAAGCAGAAAGGGACAGUCUACGAAAAAGAAAGAUUAUAAAAAGAGACAGGAGAUAAGGUCAUUUGACGUUGAUACACUAUCUCAAUUAUUAAAUGUUACCAAGGGAACACUUAUUGGUGCUGAAUUCGCGAAUCUAGGAAUAAAAGUAGAAGAAAAGCGGGCUUUAGAAAGGCUGGUUGACUCACUAUCAAGACUUACAGCUGACAUGGUUUUGGAUCCCGAACGCUAUCAAGAGGGUCUGAAGAGGCUAGACAAGGCAACUCGCGCACUAGAAGGCUUUUAA
This is a messenger RNA of Zygotorulaspora mrakii, 1599 nucleotides long. It is a transcript of the gene NBA1, whose product is annotated as Nba1p. Lineage: Eukaryota; Fungi; Ascomycota; Saccharomycetes; Saccharomycetales; Saccharomycetaceae. The transcript has a single exon. The coding region runs from base 1 to 1599 and encodes 532 amino acids. The record is from RefSeq and is a predicted model, not a curated record.